Brassica oleracea var. oleracea is the source of this 2117-nucleotide messenger RNA. Its product is annotated as TBCC domain-containing protein 1-like. NCBI's taxonomy places the organism in Eukaryota, Viridiplantae, Streptophyta, Magnoliopsida, Brassicales, Brassicaceae. The coding region runs from base 82 to 1776 and encodes 564 amino acids. The transcript has 9 exons. The record is from RefSeq and is a predicted model, not a curated record.
ACACUCUCUCUCCUCUACCUCCUUGAAUGCCAUUAUUCAUCACCCAAAAGAAAGAAAGAUCUGCAAACUUCACGACGAACCAUGACUGACGAAUCACCACCGCCUUCGACCCCCGACCCGGAACCCAACCCGAAUCCGAAUCCACUAAUCCACCCAAGACGCGUCUCUUUCGAGCACGGACUCCUCCCGAUCCAAAAACUCGUCUUCACCGACCCGAUCCAAACCCUAGCUCCCGUCAAGCAGAAGCUAACCGAAUCCGCCUCGAAUAACCGCGUCGGAUCGGCCGCAAUCGCCGACGUUCUCCAGAUCUCCGGCGACCAUGCGCGUCUCGUUCUCGAGACUCUCGGUUCGGUGCUUCAUUCCGAGUCUGAUCCUCUGGUUAGGGCUAAACCGGAGGAAGUCGACUCCGUCGGAGCUGAUUUGAGGGAUCUGGUUUUGUUUCUGUACAUUCAAUCGUAUAAGAAGUUGCUGCCUAGGACGCACAAGGACUCUGCAGCGGUGGCUGAUGUGUGGCCGUCGACUUCAGCUUUUGAUGGGUACUUGUCCGCGUUAUCACCGAUUCAGCUUGUUCGCAGCAACAGCCGUAGGUUUAUGCCAUCGCAAGCAGAUGAUGAAGCUCAUCAGCUGUCAUAUCUGCAAAAACAUUUAGCAAACAUCGUUUCUCUCCUUGCAGAGCCCGUGGAAGGAGAGGGAGAAGAAUCACUGGUUCUCUCUAUGGAGGCUUUUGAGCACCUGGGUUUUCUUGUUCAAUUUGGUGAUAAGGGAUCUGAUGUAUCUCCACUGAGCCAAGCUACGCCUUUUUUUGCAAAUUCUGAUCCGAAUAUGCCCGCUGUUCCAGUCCCUGCUUCCCAAGUGCAUGACUGGCUUCUGCAAAACAUAGCUUCCGCUUUAGAAAGCAUUACUGAGAGAAUUUCUGGGAAAGAGAACGGGCCCUCUGAUCAAGAUGAUACGAUGUCAGAUGCUAGCGCUGCUCCGAACAAGGUUGCACCGAGUGGUAGAGGCCCGUGUUUAAUCGAAGGUGUCUCCAAGACUUCACUUGUUAAGCAGGCCUCCGAUCUUAGGGGUAGAUCUGUGAAGGUUGUCAAUUGCCAUGAUUCUGUCAUUUAUCUUUUAGCGCCAUUGAGGUAUGCAACUGUGCAUGGAUGUUCUGAUACGACUAUAGUUCUGGGAGCUGUUGGCAAGGCAUUAAGAGUUGAGCACUGUGAGAGAGUUCAUGUGAUUGCAGCUUCGAAACGAGUGUGCAUCGCCAAUUGCCGUGAAUGUGUAUUCUUCUUGGGAGUCAAUCAGCGACCACUAAUUGUUGGUGAUAACCACAAACUGCAGGUCGCUCCAUAUAAUACAUACUACUCUCAUCUGGAGGAGCACAUGAGUGAGGUGGGUGUUGAGCCAAGUAUCAACAAAUGGGACAAACCAUUGGCACUGGGAGCAGUGGAUCCACAUGACUCACUGUCGCAUCCUGCCGGUGUUGCUGAUGCACAGGCUGAAUCAGCUGCUUGUGUAGACCCUGACCAGUUCAUUAACUUUUUGAUCCCAAACUGGUUUAGCGGCGAGGAGAUUGGUUCGACUAAAGACAAUCCAUUUCCAUUGCCAGAUGCUUAUAUGGCAGCUCAGCAGAGAAACCUUAAGAACUUAGAAGAAACAAGACAAUCGCUAAGAGAAACGCCUCUGGAAGAAAACCGGAAAAAGGAGCUAUCGAGCGCGCUCCAUGUGUAUUUCAAAGACUGGCUCUAUGCAAGUGGGAAUAUAAGGCAACUCUACUGCCUACAAGGUGAUUAAUAAUGAAGAGACAACCCAAGUGGAAGAUGUCUCAUUCCUGUAGAGUGCUCUAUCGAUCAUUUUGGCAUAUUGCUAUAGUGAAGAAAAAUGAGAAAAACCGUUCUGAUUUGUAGUUUGGAACCUAUACGCACCACGUAACUUAUCUGCACAGAACAAUCCCCUAAAGCUUUUCCUUUUAGAGUAUUAUUUUCUUUGUUUCUACUUUGGUCUUGUUUAAUCUUUGUUCCUUUUGACAUUUCAAUCCCUCGUUUUUGUCCUCUUUUGAAAAUCUCGUCUUCUAGACGGAGCAUGAUGGCUUCCUUGAACUGUCAUAACAUAUAAAACAAAACUCUUUUUGGAUG